Messenger RNA from Morchella importuna, 1149 nucleotides. RefSeq lists its product as uncharacterized. The transcript is spliced from 3 exons. The record is from RefSeq and is a predicted model, not a curated record. Bases 1 to 1149 code for a protein of 382 amino acids. Gene Ontology annotation, biological process: protein dephosphorylation. Gene Ontology annotation, cellular component: cytoplasm. Lineage: Eukaryota; Fungi; Ascomycota; Pezizomycetes; Pezizales; Morchellaceae. Gene Ontology annotation, molecular function: protein tyrosine/serine/threonine phosphatase activity.
AUGAACAUCGACGAUAACCUCCCCCCCCGCCCCCACCUCUUCCCCCGCCGCCCCGCCCCCCUCGCCUCCCGCUACCUCGACGAAAUCUACCCCAACCUCUGGCUCGGCAGUCUCCAAGCCGCCGAAUCCGCCGAGAUCCUGCAAACCUGCGGCAUCACCGACAUCAUCAGCAUCACCUCGCACCGCCCGCGCAUCCCGCCCAACCUCGGCAUCACAAAGACGCACUUCCGGCUGCGCGACAACACGGACGCGGACCUGCUGAGCAUCCUGCCGGAGUGCAUCCGGCGCAUCGAGGAGGUCAUGGCGGCGCCGGCUCCCGGGGGUCGCGGGCGCGAGAGGAGGGUGCUGGUCCAUUGUAGGAUGGGGAUUACAGCGAUGAAGCACGCCAACAUCCCCGCCCGCCUCGCACUCGAGUUCGUCCGCUCCCGCCGGCCCAUCGUGAAUCCGAACAAGGCAUUCAUGGCGCAGCUGACGGUGUGGGGCGAGUGCGGGUACGACACUGCGCUGCUGAUGCCCGACAUGUCUUUACCGGAGGCGGAGGAGCAGGAGGAGGAGGGCCCGAGCGAGGAGGAGAUGCUGCAGAUGGCGCUGGAGAUGAGUCUUGCUGCGUCGGAGCCCGAGUCUGGGGGUGCCGAGGCGCUGGCGGAGACGUUGGCGGCCGUCGGCGGGGGGAGGCUGGUGGUUGUGAAUCCGGAUCAGGCGUCGGAGGCGGAGGUGGUGAUGGCGGAGGCGGAGGAGGGGGCGGGUGCUGAUGUGACUGCUGGUGCGGGCGCGGGCGCUAACGGGGCUGAUGCGAUAACCGUCAUUCCCGCUCCGCAUACAGCACCACAGACACAGCUAGAUAUAGAUAUAGACAUAGAGAUGACCGCGCCCCCCAACCCCACGCUCCCCUCUCUCGCAGCACACCCCCAGUCGCAAGAACCAACAACGCCCGAGCUCCUAUCACAAUACGACAUACUCACCACAUCCAAACCAACACCCACAACCACACCGGCGCAGGCGCUGGUGGGUCUGCACCCUGAGGCGCGCAUACAGAGAGCUGUCGUGGUGGCGGCCGCCGAAGAGGAGUGGGUGGUGGUUACGAUGGAGGAGGGGAUGCGGAGGCGCUUUGAGGAGUGUGUUAGGGAUGUUGGAGGGGUGGGGCGGUAG